Molecule: messenger RNA, 4440 nt
Organism: Porites evermanni
Lineage: Eukaryota; Metazoa; Cnidaria; Anthozoa; Scleractinia; Poritidae
Source: the annotation of a GenBank genome assembly
AGACGCUGCCCUGGAGUUUUGUUGUGUUUUCAGUGCUCUGUCAUUUACAGCCUUCGAUUUGUCUGAACUUUUAACCACAAAUCACGAUGUUUAUCAGUAGUAUGGCAAAGAGGAAACCUUCAGAGAAAGAUUCAUUUUAUAACUUACGACCUUUACCCUCCAGAGGAACAACAAAGCGAAAUCCCGAUGAAGAUUUCCUGCUGAGAGGUCGGCGAACUCCAUUCAGGUGUGCUGUGUUCGUUAUAUACAAGCUUACAAUAUUUUUUAAACUCAGAUUUCUCCGAUUUGCCUUCUUGUGUCUUUUAAACAGUACUCACUUCUUCUAGUUGUGUGGUAAAAGUUAACGGGGCUCUGUGGGCAAUCCUCUUGCUGAAAACAAACUCUCCACAGUGUAGUUCAGUUUCUUGUUCAUGCUGCAAAGUUUCUUAUUUUUAUUGUUUAAGUUUACAACUUUUUCAUUACCUAGAGCCUUGCUGUAUAUGAGGUUGCUGAUUUAGACUCAAUAGACCCUUUAUAAAACAACUUGAUUUGGAAACUUUAGAACUAGGUUGCAGCAUUUGAUCUUGUAUAGUGCUCCCUGUCUGUCCUCCGUUUUGUCUUUGUCCUUGACAAUUUAGUAAGCAGUCGCUUAAGAAUUUGUUCAUGCUUAGCGUGCGUAUAUCGAGUUAUGGAUGCAUGGGGGAAGUUUGGAGAGCACGAAAGAUACGCAAGAGUAGCACGAGGCGAUAGCCUAGUGCAACUCUAGCUUCUUGAGUGUUCUCCAAACUUCCCAAGUGCAUCCAUAACUCGAUAUACGCACAGCUAAAAGCAUGAGCAAAUUCUUUUAUAACAUAGCUGACAAAAAUGCUUGCUUUUUGAUUAACUACAAAAUUCUCAUAACGCGCUACACAAUAACAAACGCUUCUAUUGGCUGAUUACGAACACACCACAAUCAUCUAGUUUGAAUGAAAAUAUUCUUUCUGUAGCUUUUCUGUAAAACUGAGAAAGAAAAUUUGCUUCUUUAUUCGUUAACGAUCAAUGGAAACUAAGCAGAAACAAAGGUAAAAGAGUCUUAAAGUUCACCUAAAGUUAAAAUACUAACAUGUUCGUAAGAAGUCGUGGAGCAUGGUUUGGAUUUGCUGAAAAGACGUUUUCUGGAUUUCGCCGAGCACAACGGUUUUGCUCGGCGAAAUCCAGAAAACAUGUUUUUAGCGAAGACGACUGUCAUCCUUCCUUAAACUCAUAUUUAUUUACAAACAUUGGCUGGUCAUUACGGCUUCUUGAGAAGACCUGGCAGCAGUUGUUUUUGUGAGUAAUAAAUUUAUGUCUUCUUGUGUAAUUUGUGUUGUUAUUGCGAGAGAAAUCUUCCUGCUUCAGUCGGAUUGUCCGGAGAUAACAAAAGUGCAUAACAAAUUAAAAACAACAAUAAAAACAGAAAUUUAACCUCUUAAUGUUGUUGAUGACCAGUUGGUGUCUGUUCUGUUCCCAGUGAAUUUCUUUUGGCCAAAAUUUGCUGCAGCUGGUCUUCCGACAAAUUUGCGAAACGCGCAACAUGCAAGUUUUUUUAAUUCGGCUCUAUUUUUGCUGCUUGUUGGAUCAGGACCUAAAAGGUCAAUGCGGAUAGAAAAAUUGGGCAGUUCUUCGCUGGUUUCUUCCAUAUUUUAAAGAGAAGGAAAACUGCACUGCAGCUUAAAAGGCGACAACUCUGCAGCCAGGUAAAACAAAAUGUUUACGUCAUCUUAUUGUGCGUAAAUAAAGAUUUUGUUCAUAGCGGCUCAAUAGGACUUAUAUAGGGCAAGCAGGCGCGCUAUGUUAUAACGUAAAGUGGUUAUCGGUUUGUGUGCAACACGUAUAUUGUAAGGUUGUAAUAUACAUGCAAUAGUUUCAGAGGCGCCUCUGAUGUGUGGUAUAGUCACUGUCGUAACAGGGCCAGAGUUGGUCUGAGUGUUGGAAUCAGUAUUACUGUGAGUGUUACGUCUAACAAAGUCCGUGUUACGUCUAACAAAGUCCGUGUUCUUACUAAAAACGUUGUUAAGAUAAUCAGUCUCGUCUUGUAGGCUGUCAAGUGAGUCGCAAACUAGUUGCGCUCGUCUCGUCAGAGUCCGGAUAGUAGUAGCCUUGUGAGAGGUUGGGUUGUACAAAGACUUGUCUGGUAAUUGAUCGGUAUGUGUCGGUUUUCUGUAAGUAGUCGUUUUUAGUUUGUUGUUGGCGCAAGUGACCAAGCAGUCUAGAAAAGGUAUCUUACCAUUUUCUUCGAUCUCCUUGGUGAACUAGUCACAACAACAGUAUACAAGAUCAAAUGCUGCGACUGCCAGGCUUCUUACAUUGGUGAAACCAGCAGAAACUUAAGCAUGCGACUGACUGAACACAAACAAGCGACGAAGAAUGGUGACGUCAACAAUCACAUUGCUGAGCACCAUUUAAAGACGAAACAUCAAAUUGACUGGGACUCUGCGACAUGUAUAACGUAUUCUACUGACUACUAUCAAUGUCUUACUUUAGAAAGCUGGUUUACUAACUUACAACAAACGCCACUGAAUUGUAGCCAACAGUUACCAGCGCUGUACAAACGACUUAUUGACGAGAUCAAGCAAAACUAACUACGAGAGAAUGACAAUUUGACAAACAAUAGACGGAUCGAAACGCACCAAUUACUGAUUACGAGUCUUCAUAGCCAAUAUGAUCACGGCUUAACUGACAGACGACCAAUAACAUCACGACAUAAUUGACCAAUCAAAUUAAUAACCAGAGUAUAAUACCAUCAACUGACGUGAUACAACUCACUUUGACUCUGAAGAUGACUACUGCACAGGUUGUCGAAACGUCAGUCACUGUCAACAACAACAGUCCUAUUCACGACUACGUUCACCUGGACAAUCAAACUCAACCUACUUUUGAAGAUAUAAUAUUACUAACCUUUUUUUAAAAACUGACUGGCAUAAUUUGUUUUGCCCCAAUAUGGUACAAGUAUGUAAUCAUGUAGCUUACAUAAUUAUUUUUGUUCUCAUUUAAAGUGAUGUCUAGUUAGAAAAUAAUGAUCAGAAAGCAGGAGGUUAUAAAAUGGGUUCCCAAAAUUUGAGUCAAAUUUAACCUUCUUCUUGUCUACUAUUCUUGGUUUUCAAAUGUCACAAAUUUUAUGUGCAGUCUUCAGUUAUGUUCUUGCAAUUCUAAAACAAAACAGAUUCUCUUGCAGAAAUCUUCUCUUAAAGGGGUGUAUUAAAUGUAACUGUGGAAUUCCCAAUGGAAACUAUGGAAAUUCGAAUGCUGGUUAAGAGCAUACAACUAACAACCUUUAAAGAAUUAAUUUCCACUCUUUAAGUGCCAUCACUUACAGUAAAUAUUCAUAACAUAUAUACAACUAGUUCACAAAACGCAUACAAAGGAGCUAAUUCCCCAAACUUACAUGACACUACACCCUAUGGGUCUCAGAAAAUGUUGUGUGGUAGGUCUCAUUUGUGUGUGUGUUGAUUUUGGUCUCAGAGUCUUGAGCUCUUUGGUCUUUAGUCUUGGAUUUUAAACUGCAGGUCAGUAUCCUGGCAGGUCUUAAGAUUUUGCCACCCUUGACAAAGUUUUCAAAUAGUUCUCAAUUUUCAGCCCUAAUUUUCCUUGUCAGUUACUUACAGCAAGUUUAGAUUACUGCACAUAUUUUUACGGAAAAUGAAAGUCUUACUUUGCUGACGUUACUUUUAUUCACUAUCUAGGAUAAAACCACAGAAUUAUCGCACCAACUCGGAGAUGACCAUAUCAACCACAGGAAAGUCAACUCGGCAGAACACGAGAUCUCCUUCACGGCAAUCAGUUAGCUUCCAAGAGUUUCACCAAUCUUCAGAUGAAGAGUUGGAUCCAGAUGAUUUAGCUCUGGAUUUGUCAGAAUUUGAUGAUGGCCCUGAAGAAGAAUUAUUAAGACUCCAAGACAAAAACUAUUCAAAAGAUAUGUUCCUGGAUGGCAGCAUUAAUUCAGACAGCUGGUUUAUAAAUCCAGUUCAUCGCAUGACAAGCCCUCCUGUUAACAUUGAAAAAAUGGCACGUAGGCGACCUUUAAAAGCGGCUGUUUUGAAGACUUCUUUAGAGGGAAACAUUGCAAGUGAUCCUACUGAAGACAUUACAAAAACGCCAAUCAGGGAUUUUGAUUUGUCUGUUUUUAGAAAUGCCGAAAAUCAAAUGUUGUCAUCGCGAACCUUAAGUGCCUUGGCAACUCCAUAUCAGGAAGAACUAGCCCGGUUGAAGUUGGAUAGAUUACGUCUGGAGGAGGAAAGGCUCCUAAAAAAGAAAUGUCAUGAUGAACUUGAAAGAAUAAGGGGUCCUAAGCCCAAGUGGUAUGAACUAAAGACUCCUGAGUUUCAUCGUGAAGCUAAGAGAAACAAUGACAUACUAUCAUUAUCAGGACACUAUGAAGAUAUUAUGGAAUAUAGACAGCAGCUAUUGUCUUGUUUAGGAGAAGAGAAAGUUGCUAAUAAGUGA